AGGUGUCCGCACCGCAUGCGGGGGAUGACUGCCCCACUUGGGGGUCACCGCCUCGGGCUGCCCCGGCUCCGUCCGGCUGUGCUGCCCGAGGCGGGGCCGGGCCCGGCCGGUGGCCGCGGAGGGGCGGUUCCGCAAGGCCCCGUUAAAGCGGCGGCGGCCGGAGGCGGCGGCCGGAGGCGGUGGCGAUGGGCAGCGAGGGACAGCGGGGCCCGGCGGCGGCCCGGGGCCCGGGGCAGGGCGACCCGCAGACCCUGCGGAGGGACUGCCAGCACCGUGUACAAGUCCCCUGACUACGAGGAGCUGGCCUUCACCCUGUUGCUGGAGCACCUUGUUGCCAUCGGGUACCCUCCUGAGAUCCUUGCCUACAAAUAUGACCCCACCUUCCCCACCCGGGGGCUGGUGUUUGAUGCCCUGUACGGGAACCUGCUGAAGGUGGAUUCCCAUGGGAACCUGCUGGUCUGUGCCCAUGGCUUCCGCUUCCUCAAGGGAGCCGAAAUCCUCCACUAUUACCCCAACAAGUUCAUCCAGAGGGAUGACAUGAAGCGCUUCCACAUCCUCAACACCCUCUUCAACCUCACAGAGGCCCACCUCUAUGCCUGUCUUGUGGACUUUUUCACCAACUGCUCCAGAUAUGUCAACUGUGACACCGGCUACAAGCAUGGGAACCUCUUCAUGUCCUUCCGCAGCAUGUUCCAGGAUGUGCGCGAGGCCAUGGACCAUGUCCACCUCUCUGGCUGCCUCAAGGAGAAGACGCUAGAGAACCUGGAGAAAUAUGUGGUGAAGGAUCCCCGUGUGCCACUGCUGCUGAGCCGCAUGAAGGAGGUGGGGAAGAUCUUCCUGGCCACCAACAGUGACUACACCUACACUGAUGCCAUCAUGUCCUACCUGUUUGACUUCAGCAAUGAGGACAAGGCUGACGUCCCACAGCGCCCCUGGAGGUCCUAUUUCGAUCUGAUUGUGGUGGACACCCGCAAGCCCCUCUUCUUUGCUGAGGGCACUGUCCUGCGCCAAGUCGACACGGACACAGGGAAGCUGCGCAUUGGCACGUACACUGGCCCCCUGCAGCACUGUGCUGUCUACUCUGGUGGCUCCUCAGAUAUGGUGUGUGACCUCCUGGGUGUGAAGGGCAAAGACAUCCUCUACAUGGGGGACCACAUCUUUGGGGACAUCCUCAAAUCUAAGAAGAGGCAGGGCUGGCGCACCUUUCUGGUGGUGCCUGAGCUGGCCCGUGAACUGCAGGUCUGGACGGAGAAGAGUGAGCUGUUUGAGGAGCUGCGGAGCCUGGAUCUCUUCCUGGCCGAGCUGUACCAGCACUUGGACAGUGGCAGUAGUGAGCGCCCAGACAUCAGCUCUAUCAAGCGUCGGAUCCAGAAAGUCACGCAUGAGAUGGACAUGUGCUAUGGGAAGAUGGGCAGCCUCUUCCGCUGUGGCUCACGUCAGACACUCUUUGCCAACCAGCUGAUGCGCUACGCAGACCUCUACGCUGCCUCCUUCAUCAACUUCCUCUAUUACCCCUUCAGCUACCUCUUCCGGGCACCCCCUGUCCUGAUGGCCCAUGAGUCAACAGUGGAGCACUCUCGCCCGGACUCGGGGGACGCGGUCACUGCCCUUCCUCCCGGGCUGGCCCAGCAUGGUGACCCUGGCCAGCAGGUCCCUCAGGACUCGAGUGGGGAGGAGGAAGAUGAUGGAGAAGCCUGAGCACACCCCCCCCUCCAACUGCUGCCAUGCCCGGGGCCAGGACUACAGGAGGGCAUUCAGUGGCCCUGGACCUCUGGCACUGCCAGAUGGAAGCCACACAUGGCCAGCUACCACCUCUGGUGGCCACAGGAUGGCUGGUAGCCCUGACUCAUGGCCCCUGUCACACCUGUCCCUGGGCAGUUGGAACCUUCUCCUGACUAUGCCCAGAGUCAGGAGAGCGCCCUGCCCCACAGCCUGCUAGCUUCUGACUCUUUAAUUCAUAUCUGCCUGGUGCCCCUUUAACUCAUAUCUCUCCCACCAGCUCAAUGCUCGCCUAGGGCCAUCCACCACCAGGGUGCACAGGCAGUGCCACUGCUGCAGUGUUACUGUAAACCCCACCGCAGCAGUUGGGGACCCAGCAGCUCCUGCUCCUUUAGCCUCUGGGCCUGCCCUAAGCACUGCAAUGCUGGGUGGAGGGGGUGGGGCUGUGAAGGUGACAGCUGUUCCAGUGGAACCCCCUUCACCUGCUGUCCCACUCUUCUUUUUCCUACCUUUUCUAUUUAUAAAAGAUACUCAAAAAACUCCUGGCACUGCAGAGAUAUAAAAUUGGCUGUUUUAAAGGAAAA
This is a messenger RNA of Oenanthe melanoleuca, 2303 nucleotides long. Its product is annotated as cytosolic purine 5'-nucleotidase-like. Gene Ontology annotation, molecular function: 5'-nucleotidase activity. The coding region runs from base 16 to 1698 and encodes 560 amino acids. Lineage: Eukaryota; Metazoa; Chordata; Aves; Passeriformes; Muscicapidae. The transcript has 17 exons. The record is from RefSeq and is a predicted model, not a curated record.